Cornus florida is the source of this 2453-nucleotide messenger RNA. RefSeq names its product RNA polymerase II degradation factor 1-like. The transcript has 2 exons. The record is from RefSeq and is a predicted model, not a curated record. The coding region runs from base 69 to 2138 and encodes 689 amino acids. Lineage: Eukaryota; Viridiplantae; Streptophyta; Magnoliopsida; Cornales; Cornaceae. Gene Ontology annotation, molecular function: protein binding.
CUAAACAAGCCCCCUCCUUUUUCUCUCUCCUCCCGGAAGGAGCAUACCACCUCCAACUUCCCACCCACAUGGAGGCUCCACCACCUGCACCGCCACUCACCGGCGCGUCGGUCCACCUCAACUACGCUGACUCAGUUGAGUCGUCCCCACGUUCCCGAAACAAUGAUUCCUUUGACGAUUCACUCACCCCAGCCGUCUCUGGCGGCGGUGCUAAGCUCCGCCUGAUGUGCAGCUACGGCGGCCACAUAGUCCCCCGCCCGCACGACAAGUCAUUGUGCUACGUCGGCGGCGAUACCCGGAUUGUCGUCGCCGAGCGUCAAACAACCCUCUCCGACCUUACCAACCGUCUCUCCAAAACCCUCCUCAGUGGCCAAUCGUUCACGCUCAAGUACCAGCUUCCAAACGAAGACCUCGAUUCCUUAAUCUCCGUCACCACCGACGAAGACCUCGAAAACAUGAUCGAAGAAUUCGACCGGCUCACCACCACGGCGGGCGCCGCCGUUCAAAAGUCGUCUCGCCUCCGUCUCUUUCUGUUCCCGUCGAAACCCGAGUCGGCCGCCUCAAUUGGGUCUCUGCUCGAGAACUCUACGAAAUCAGAGGAUUGGUUCCUCGACGCUCUCAACGGCGCGAAUAGAGGGCUUUCUGAUUCGGUGUCGGUGAAUUGCUUACUGGGACUCGACGACGAUGUCGCGAUCACCGGGAAUGUGAAUUCCAAAGACGUGGAGGCGCAGAUUGAAUCGUUUGGGAAUGCUAAAGGGGUUAGUGGCAGCAACAACAGCAACAGCAACAAGCAGGGUUUUCAGGAUGUUCAUUCGGUGCCUGAUUCGCCGAUGCUGGAGACGACGUCGUCGUUCGGGUCAACUUCGUCAUCUCCGUCGCUCGCGAACUUGCCGCCGAUUCGGGUUCACGUGGAGGAUCCCAGGGUGGCGAUGAUGGGCGGAAUUGAGGAACAGUUCUCGCAGAUGAGUGCUGGGGCUGCUGUGCAGAAGCAAGAUGAUGGAGGGUUUAUGGUUCUGUCUUCACCACCUACUGCUUUGACUACUGUUGCGGUGGCAACGACGGUGUCCGGCGUGCCAGCAGGUGUUUCCGGUGAGUAUUCCAAUCGGCUCAUCUCUGAUGAUGAAAGAUCAGAGCAGAGGAUGUCCGCAGCGUAUCGAAAACCACCACAACCACAGCCACAGCCAAAACAAAGUGGUGGUCCUGAUUUAACUUCCCCAGAUUCAGUUUCAAGUGAUGGUAGUAUAACAAACCCAUUGUCUCGACAAAGACCAAUGAUUUAUCAAGAUCCUAUGGUUCAAAUCUCUUCUGGAAAUAACAGAGUUCUUGUUAAACCUGUUGAUUCAUCUGAUCCAAACUCAAAUUCUGGGUUUGUACUACAAACCCAAUUUGAUCAACAACAACAACAGCAAUUCAAUCAACAACAGCAACAAUUGAAUCAACAUCAACAGCAACAAUUGAAUCAACAACAACAGCAAUUGAAUCAACAACAGCAAUUGAAUCAGCAACAGCAACAGUCAUUCAUUCAGGCCAAUGCACAAUACAUCCAACAUCACUCCACUGGUGUCCCAUCUUACUACCCUAUAUACCCAUCCCAGCAACAGAACCCCCAAAUGCACCCCCACCAUGGACUUGAUCAGCAGUACCCAGUGUACUACAUGGCCGCUCGGCCAACCCAAGCUUAUAACUUGUCUGUUCAGCAAUCGGAUUAUAGCGAAGCUGCCGCUCCUGUCCCUUCUAAUCGGCCCCAAAAGCCUCCUCCUCCAACCAUGAUCCCGAACUCGGGCACUUACAAUCCUGCAAGAAAUGCUGUUGGUGCUGCUAAACCCGAAAUAGUUGCAGGUCUGUACAGAACAGCAGCCUCAUCAGGACAACAGUUUAUGCAAGUGCCUUCUAGUCAGCAUCAGCAUCAGGCACAGUAUAUUGGGUUCUCUCAGAUGCAUCAUCCAUCUCAGUCGAUGGCCCCUACUUCGGCUGGUGGUGGUAAUUAUGCUUAUGAAUUUGCUGAUCCCACACAUGCCCAAGUAUACUAUUCUCGGGCUAUGGCACCUCAAAUGGCUGCUCAACACCAAACCAUGACGUCGGAUGCUCAGCUCCCUACGGACAACAUCAAGCAGCAGAUCAGGACUUCACAGCCAUAAACCGGUGAGUUGGGUGUAAAGAAUCAAGAAACAAUUUUGCAGCCAUGGAUGUGGUUUACCUAUAAAAUUUUCUAUUAUAAUGCCUUCCUUUUUUUUGAUAUUGGUUUGUGGUAUGUAUUUCUGAUAGUAAUAAGAAACUCGGUCUUCUUUUUCCCCUUUGUAUGUUAUAUUAUUGAUGUUACUACUGUCAAUGAACAUGAAAGUGAUCUGAGAUCAUAUUGUAUAAAAUUCAAACUCAUAUUGUGAUCUGUGUAUGUUCAGCUCGUAUGUCAAUUAUUUAAUAAAUGUACUAUAAGUAGCAAGAGCUUUGAGUUA